Molecule: messenger RNA, 984 nt
Organism: Penicillium brevicompactum
Lineage: Eukaryota; Fungi; Ascomycota; Eurotiomycetes; Eurotiales; Aspergillaceae
Exons: 2
Coding region: 1-984 (327 amino acids)
Molecular function (GO): oxidoreductase activity, acting on the CH-OH group of donors, NAD or NADP as acceptor
Source: RefSeq, a predicted model, not a curated record
AUGUCGCAAGGAUUAAUCUUCAUCACCGGAGCCUCUGGGUUUAUUGGCAGUGCCACUGCACUGGAGGCUGUCAAAGCCGGAUAUCGCUUGAGAAUCUGCCUUCGCAAGCCGUCUGAACAGCUGAAGAGUGUACUAUCAGCGUAUAGCAAGCAGAUUGAGUUCGUCAUCGUCCCAGACAUCACCGACGAGUCGGCGUUUGAUGGCAAGCUACAAGGCGUGGACUACGUUUUCCACCUUGCAUCGCCUCUACUUCAUGGAACCGACAAGGAGACUUACUUCAAACCGGCCGUGGAGGGGACCACCGCGUUGUUGAAGGCGGCGGCAAAGGUGCCGAGCAUCCAGAAAGUGGUAGUCACAUCCUCGAUCGCUGCGUUGAUUCCAUUGACUGGACUUCCAGAAGGUGGUGUGAUCAAAGAGGACAAUGAUUGGGAUUUCUCAGUCGAUGUGAAUGGAUCGUUCGAGGACCCGGAAAACCCAGCUGGGACCCAAAUGCGACUGUACGUCGCCUCGAAGCACCUUGCAAACAAAGCAACCUGGGACUUUUGGACAACCACCAAGCCACAUUAUGCAUUGGUCACGCUCCAUCCCGCCUUUGUGUACGGACACAAUCUCGUACAGACUUCCGCCGACGGUGUCUGGUCAGGCUCUAACGCCAACCUGUGGGGAUUGAUCAUGAAAAACAAUCCCAGCUCUCUGACUGGAGUCCACAUUCGCGAUGUGGCCGAGGCUCACGUCAAAACACUCGAUCCGAAGAUCGUGGAUGGCUCGAAAUAUCUUCUGGUGGGACCAAAGUCCUCUGGCGCGGAGAUUGCGAGCAUCGUGCAGAAAUAUUAUCCUGAUUCCGGCGCGUUGGUCAAUGAGAACUCUGUUGGAAGCGUCUGGCCAACCGAUACGACCAAGGCUGAGGCCGAGCUUGGAAUUCAGUGGCGCUCAUACGAGGAGAUGGUUCGGGAGAUCAUGGAUCAGCAGCUUGCCUUUGUGUAA